Myotis brandtii (Brandt's bat) is the source of this 3495-nucleotide messenger RNA. It is a transcript of the gene ANKRD24, whose product is annotated as ankyrin repeat domain 24. The record is from RefSeq and is a predicted model, not a curated record. NCBI's taxonomy places the organism in Eukaryota, Metazoa, Chordata, Mammalia, Chiroptera, Vespertilionidae. Gene Ontology annotation, molecular function: actin binding.
GAGUGUUCUCAGUCGCCGCUGGUACGAGGGACACAGCCAUUGCGCCUUUUCAUAAAUUAGUAAACUGAUGCCCCGCCUCCGCCCCCACCCUGCGGAGGAUGCAGUCACAGAGAAGGGUCCUGGGACUCGGACUUCCAGCCCAAGGUGGCCUGGGUUGAGGAGAAGCCUUGUGUGCUGGCCAUGAAGACUCUCCGGGCUCGAUUUAAGAAGACAGAGCUGCGGCUCAGCCCCACCGACCUUGGCUCCUGCCCACCCUGUGGUCCCUGUCCCAUCCCGAAGCCAGCAUCCAGGGUCAGACGCCAGAGCCAGGACUGGGGCAAAAGUGAUGAGCGGCUGCUGCAGGCUGUGGAGAGCAAUGAUGCCGCCCGGGUGGCCUCCCUCAUCGUGCGCAAGGGUCUGGUGCCCACGAAGCUGGACCCUGAGGGCAAGUCCGCAUUCCACCUGGCAGCUAUGAGGGGUGCAGCCAGCUGUCUGGAGGUGAUGCUGGCACACGGCGCCAACGUCAUGAGCACAGACGGGGCAGGUUACAAUGCCCUCCACCUGGCUGCCAAGUAUGGGCAUCCACAGUGUUUGAAGCAACUGCUCCAGGCAUCCUGCGUGGUGGACAUUGUGGACAGCAGUGGGUGGACGGCCUUGCAUCAUGCAGCGGCUGGUGGCUGCAUCUCCUGCUCAGAAAUGCUCUGCUCCUUCAAGGCACAUCUGAAUCCCCGGGAUCGGUUGGGUACAACGCCCCUCAUCAUAGCAGCUCAGAUGUGUCACACCGAUCUGUGCCGCCUCCUCCUGCAGCAGGGGGCUGCCGUGAACGACCAGGACCUGCAGGGCAGGACAGCCCUCAUGCUGGCCUGUGAGGGGGCUAACCCUGAGACAGUGGAGGUGCUGCUGCAGGGAGGGGCCCAGCCAGGCAUCACCGACGCACUGGGCCAGGACGCUGCUCACUACGGCACCCUGGCAGGGGACAAACUUAUCCUGCACCUCCUGCAGGAGGCGGCCCAGCGCCCCUCUCCACCCAGCGAGGAAGACUCGGGGGAGGCAUCGUCCCAGAACUCUGUGUCCAGUCAUGAGAAGCGGGGGGCUCCCAAGAAGCGGAAGGCGCCUCAGCCUCCCACCAGCACCCCGAUGCCGGAUGAUCGAGAUGCCUAUGAGGAGAUUGUGCGGCUGCGACAGGAGAAGGGCCGCCUGCUUCAGAAGAUCCGGGGCUUGGAGCAGCACAAGGAACGGAGGAAGCAGGAGCUGCCAGAGGCGGAGGCCAGCUCCCUGCACAGCCUGGAGAGACAGGUGCAAGAGCUACAGCAGCUGCUGGCAGAGAAGCAGGAGGAGAAGGAGAGUCUGGGACGGGAGGUGGAGAGCUUGCAGAGCCGGCUGUCCCUGCUGGAGAAUGAGCGGGAGAACACCAGCUAUGACGUGGCCACCCUGCAGGAUGAGGAGGGUGAGCUGCCCGACUUUCCAGGGGCCGAGACAUUGCUCUCCAAGCAGCUCAGCCCGUCAGCCCAGGAGCUCUUGGCCUCGCUGCAGGAACAGGUGGCCACCCUCACCAGACAGAACCAGGAGCUGAUGGAGAAGGUCCAGAUCCUGGAGAACUUUGAGAAGGAUGAAAUGGAGGCAAAUGGAUCAGCCGAGGUCGUCCCUCUGGCCCUCUAUGACUCUCUCCGGGCUGAGUUGGACCAGCUGCGCAGGCAGCAUGCCGAGGCUGUGCGGGUGCUGGAGCAGCAGGAAGUACAGGGGACCCCCAGAGAAGAGAAGGGAGCCGCUGGGGAGCGCAAGGACACAGGAGCCAAGACCACCCAAAAUGGCCCAACGGAAAUGGAGAUUGAUGGCAUCGUGGUUCCAGAAACAAAAGUGAAUGGAGCUGAGGCCACAGAUGAUGAGGCUGCAGAAGCUGGAACCACGGAAGCCAGGACUUUGGAAGCAGCGUCCACAGGGACCGAGGUCAUGGAAACUAAACCCACGGACAAUCAGGCCAUGGAAACAGAGGGCGCGGGAGCCGAGGCUUUGGAAACAAAGGCCACAGGGGCUGAGGCCACAGAAACGAACGCUCUAGGAGGAGGAGGAAACCUGGAAGCACAGGCCACGGGAGCAGAGGCCACAAAUAUGAAAGCAGAGGAACCAGAAAUGAAGGCCAAUGGAGUGAGUGAAGUGGAAGGAGAGCUCAGAGGCACAGAGACCACAAAUGUGGAGGCCACGGGAGUGGAGGCCACCACCCCUAGUGUCCCCACUGGCCCCGUCCUACACCCUGGUGCUGCCGAGGCCUCGGAAAAGCUGCAAACCGAACUGGAGACUAGGAUUCGUGGCUUGGAGGAGGCCCUGUGGCAGCGGGAGCGGGAGGCAGUCACCGAGCUGGAGGCAGCCCGUGGCAAGUGGGAGGCCACGGAGGCUGAGACUGACCGGCUGCCGGAGCGGGGGGGUGAGGCUGUUGGUGGUGGCAGUGGUGACAUGGUCCAACUGCGGGCAGCCCUGGAGCAGGCCCGGGAGGACCUCCGAGACCGGCGGGGCCUGCGGGCAGAGCUGGCCCAGCGGGAGGAGGUGAGGCUGGAGCAAAUCCGGGAGCUGGAGGUGCUACGGGAGCAGCUGGCCACUUCCACGGCCACUGAGGAACAACAGCGGGCAGCUGCCGCUGAGCUGAGCCAAGCGCGGGAAGCAGCAGAGGCCCGGGCUGCUGAGCUGGCCGAGGCCUGCGAGGAGGCUCGGCGGGGCCUGGCAGAGCUGCGCGAGGCCUCAGAGGUGCUCCGCCAGUCAGCAGUGCCAGCCUCGGAACAUCACCGGCUGCAGGAGGAGGCCCUUGAGCUGCGGGGCCGGGCGGCCAGCCUGGAGCAGGAGGUGGUGGCCACGGGCAAGGAGGCUGCCCGGCUGCGGGCAGAGCUAGAGCGGGAGCGAGUGGGCAGUGUGUCCCGCUUGGAGCACGAGCGCAUAGUGGGUGCACUUCAGGCCGACGUGGCCCGGCUGCAGGGGCAGCUGGAGGAACUAGGACGCCGCCACGAAAAGACCAGUGCUGAGGUCUUCCAGGUGCAGCGCGAGGCCCUAUUCAUGAAGAGCGAGCGGCACGCAGCUGAGGCCCAGCUGGCCACGGCAGAGCAGCAGUUGCGCGGGCUGCGCACAGAGGCUGAGAAGGCCCGCCAGGCCCAGAGCCGCGCGCAGGAGGCCCUGGACAGGGCCAGAGAGAAGGACAAGAAGAUCACAGAGCUCUCCAAGGAGGUCUUCAGUCUUAAGGAGGCGCUGAAGGACCAGCCAGCAGUCCCGGGCAGCUCCGAGGUGGAGGCCCUCCGCGGCCAGGUGGAGGCCCUGCAGGGGCAGCUGGAGGAAGCUGCCAGGGAGCACAGCGCAGUGGUGGCCUUGUAUCGGAGCCACCUCCUACACGCCAUCCAGGGCCAGAUGGAUGAAGAUGUGCAGCGGAUUCUGAGCCAGAUCCUGCAGAUGCAGAGGCUCCAGGCUCAGGGGCGCUAAGCCCCGGCACGCGGGCCCUGCUUGCUGGGACCUGCACAGGGCGAGCUGGGGCCCACG